This is a messenger RNA of Capsicum annuum, 747 nucleotides long. Its product is annotated as protein PAM68, chloroplastic. The transcript has a single exon. The coding region runs from base 90 to 656 and encodes 188 amino acids. NCBI's taxonomy places the organism in Eukaryota, Viridiplantae, Streptophyta, Magnoliopsida, Solanales, Solanaceae. The record is from RefSeq and is a predicted model, not a curated record.
CUUCUUACAAAAUCUUGAAAACAAAUGCAUAACCACCAACCAAAAUAACAACACAAUGUGAAAGUGUGAAGAAGUUGCAAAGCAAAACAAUGGAAACAUGUUCAUUUCCAAGAAUAGUACUAUCAUCCCCUUUACCUUCAUUAACCUCAAAAAACAAACAUUCCCUUCACUCCCAAAUUCACAAAUCUAAACAACACCACAAAAAAAUCACACCACUUUUUGCAACACUCAAUUCUCCUAAAGGUUUUGGACCUUCACCUAAGAAGCUUACCAAGAAACCAAAACAACAAAAACAAGAAGAUGAACAAGAAGAUGAUGGGGAUCAAGAAGGAGGUGUUAUACCAGAGAUAGUAACUAAUAGAAUGAUAACAAGAAUGGGAUAUUCAGUUGGUAUACCUUUGUUUAUUGGCUUGUUGUUUUUUCCUUUCUUUUAUUAUCUUAAGGUUGGUUUAAAGAUUGAUGUGCCUACUUGGGUGCCAUUUAUUGUGUCAUUUGUGUUCUUUGGGACAGCUUUAUUGGGAGUUAGUUAUGGUAUAGUUUCAUCUAGUUGGGAUCCUAUGAGAGAAGGAUCAACUUUGGGUUGGAAUGAAGCUAAGAAGAAUUGGCCUGUUUUUUGGCAAUCAAUUUGGGGUGGUGGUGGAUCAACAAAGAAGUAGGAUUUUCUUUUGGGUGGGGGAUCUAUAAAUGUAUUUUUGUUUGAGUGUACUUUUAUCUUGAUCUUAUUAUAGCAUGCAAAGUUUGCUGUCG